Molecule: messenger RNA, 6347 nt
Organism: Panonychus citri (citrus red mite)
Lineage: Eukaryota; Metazoa; Arthropoda; Arachnida; Trombidiformes; Tetranychidae
Gene: Crag
Product: C-myc promoter-binding protein-like
Biological process (GO): regulation of Rab protein signal transduction
Cellular component (GO): cytoplasmic vesicle
Molecular function (GO): protein binding
Source: RefSeq, a predicted model, not a curated record
UCUAAUUAACUAGAGAAUAGAAAAUUAAUCAACUUUUUAUCUUUAAUCAAGUGAAUUAAAGUAGAUUAAACGUCAAUCAAACUAUUACAUAGUUUCAACUGUUUUGAUUGUUUCAAAAAACUGUGCAAUUGUGAUAUAUUAUAUUAUCAGUUUCUAUAGAUUAUGAUAACAGUUCUUGGCGAGACCAGGUAUUUAUACCUAUAAAUCCAAUAUUUAUCAUAUUUAUCAUGACUUUUUGUUAUUUUGAAACAAUUUCAUAAUCGUUUUAAAAGCUAUGUUGAUUAGCAAUUAUUUAGACAUAUAAAAACCUCACUUUUCUUCAACGAUUGAUAUCUCCUUAGAUCGAUAAGUUGCUGAGAGACAGAAAAUUCAAACCAAACUGGAUUAAUUUCAAUCAUUUGCUGCAACAAACUGUCAACAUGAUAACCACUUUUCAUCACUUCGAUAGACUCUAAGUCAGCAACAUCAACACCAUUCACUUCAUUUUCUCUCAUUUCUGAUCUAUUAUCAGGUGAUUUUUUGAGCAAAACCAAGUGACCAGAAAAUUUCUAAAAGAAUCCGUAUGGAUGAAAAACGCAUUUGUGAUUAUUUCGUGGUUGCUGGUAUUCCAACUAUUCAAACGGCUGCAGCACCAGUAUUUUCUCAAGAAAACUCUAGCUCUUUAUCAAGUCCAAUCGGGUCAUCUGGCACUGGCCUACCUCCCAUUACUGAUAUAACUGUGAUAAUCGCAAGCCAAGGGGAAACUGUACCCGAGGGCUACACAUGUAUUGAAACCACACCAUUAGGAUUUUCAGCUGAUCUCAACCAUGGAAGCCUUCGUACUGAAACUAUUUUUCUCUGUUAUAAAAGAGGUACAGACAAAUCACCUUUGGUUGACAUCGGGGUUCUUUAUGAGGCCAAGGAACGGGUCAUGUCGGACAGUGAGGUUGUUUAUUUUACGCCCUCUGGUAAAGUCGCUAAUGUGAACAAUGGUACUUCAAGAACAUUUUUAACAUAUCGAAGAGCAAAGGAAAAUGCUCCUUGUAAUCAAUUAGUUGUUAUCGAUAUUUGUGUUGUUCUCGCCAAUAAGGGUGAAACUCCACCUCACGCUUAUUGUCAGAUUAACAAGAACUUGAAUAAGGGUAUCAUUGGAAGCGAUGUAUUUAUAUGUUAUAAAAAAUCUAUGAAUAGACCACCUCUUUUACGAUAUGAACCAACUAUACUCGACCGAUUUCCUUUGGUUGAUUACGACUGUUACUCGUUACCACAAUCAAUACCUUUGUUUUGUAUGCCAAUGGGAGCAACGGUUGAAUGUUGGCCGAAAAAGUGUCAACAACCUCGUCCACUUUUCUCAACUUUUGUUCUAACCUCUGAUGCUGCUGUUAAAGUCUAUGGAGCUGCAAUAACUUUUUACGAGAAAUUCAAUGAGGAUCUUUUGAAUGAGGAUGAAAAGUCUCGACUCGAUUUCGUUUCCAUUGAAGACAAAGCAAACAAAUCACUUAAUUCUGUUAAAUCGAUAUGCAUUUUAUCUCGUUGGCCUUUCUUCGAACCCUUCGAAAAAUUUCUCUCUUUUUUAUAUCACAUGACAUGCUCACCUAAUGUUGAACAUAAUUUACCCAUUGAAAGAUAUAUUUCUCAUUUCUUGUUGGAUGUGCCAUUUCCAUCAUUUCAAAGACCCAAGAUUCAAGUUCAAUUAGGAAAUUCUACUGAUGAAACUGCUCUACUUUCUCAACCAUCGGAAGACCUUCCCUUACCUCUGAGUGGAGCUUCAUUUACAAUAUUUCUUCGUAAUCUUGGACCUGAAAAUAGUAUCACCGUCUUUUUGCUUGUAUUAGCUGAGCAAAAAAUUCUGCUUCAUUCACUGAGACCCGACGUAUUAACAAGCGUCUCUGAAGCAUUGACAUCUCUCGUCUUUCCAUUCCAUUGGCAAUGUCCUUAUAUACCACUUUGCCCUCUCAAUCUUUGUGAUGUUCUCAAUGCACCUUUGCCCUUCAUUGUUGGUGUUGAUUCACGUUACUUUGACAUGUACGAGUUACCAUUGGAUGUGGCCUGUGUUGAUUUAGACACCAAUUCAAUUUACAUAUCCGAGCAUAAGAAGAUUCUCAAUAUAAAACUGUUACCCAAAAGACCCACUCGAGUGCUUCGCAAUACAUUGGAAAAACUUUAUACAAAGUUACUUAAGCCCAGCUCAAGAUCUAAUAGUCAUACUUAUAAUCCUCAAUCUAAAUCGAGAAAUUCAACUUCACCCUUUUCACAUGAUGUUAUGGCUGCUCGAAAACGUGAAACAAUGAUUGAUCUGGAAAUACAAGAAAUUUUCGUCAAAUUUAUGGCCUCGAUUUUAAAAAGUUUUCGUGGUUAUUUAAGACCAAUCACAAGAGCCCCAACAAUUGGAACUACAGAUCCAAACUCAUUGUUUGAUUUUCAGGGAUUCAUCAAGUCUCGAGACAAGAAUCAUCAACAAUUUUAUCAUAUAAUGAUGAGAACUCAAAUGUUCACUCGAUUCAUCGAAGAGCGUUCAUUUGUUAGUGAUAAAAACGCAAGUCUUGCUUUCUUCGAUGAGUGUUUGGAUAGAAUUGAAGCUCAUGGGGAUCUAGAAGAUGCACUUAAGAUUCAUCUGCUGGACAUCGAUGAAUCUUCUCACAAUGACCGAACAGUAUUCAUUCCCGCCCCUGAACCAGUAUCAGAAAAGAGUUAUUUAUAUUCCUGUUUUCCCACUCUCGAUAUUUCAUUAUUCCAUAGACAUCCAAUAUUGACAAAAAAGUCUUAUGAUCAAGAUACAGUUGAUGCUUCUAACCUUUCACGCACUGGAUCAACAGUCGGUUUAACCAGUCCAAUGUCUCGAAGAACUAAACAAGAGAUUCGAAGUGCUCAAAGAAUCGCUCGUCAUCAUUCAGAAGCUCCACUGACUUGGGCCAAAUGUCUUGUUAGUUAUUGUUACAGUUUAUGGUUCAUUCAUCUCCCAUCAUUUGUUGAAGCAAACAUUUCUGGCAUGACGAAAGCAAAACAGUUGAGAAUCGCAUAUUCUGUCCUUGAAAGGAUGCAAGCUUUGAAUCUUCACCCGGUUGAUGAAGUUUGUUACAGAAUACUCAUGCUUUUAUGUGGACUCUACAGUCAACCCAUUCUUGCCGUGAAAGUGCUCACCGAGAUGCGUCGAUGUGGGGUCACUCCUAAUGCAAUCACCUAUGGUCACUACAACAAAGCUGUACUCGAGAGUAAAUGGCCUUCAGGGGAUUCUAGUGCUUCUCUCAUGUGGAAAAAACUUCGCAAUGUCAUUUUAGGAGUAUCUGAAUUCAGAAGAUGUGGUAAAUCUGCUCAAUCUCGUUCAGGGGUUUACCAGACAAUCAAAGAAGGUUUUUCAAGUCCGAUAGAAGAAGUCAAUUCACAAAGUCAGAAUCUGAACUCUCUCGAAAAAGCAGCCUCUAAUCAAUCAGAUGCUGGUUAUGGGUCAUCAUUCAAUAAUGCUGAAAUAGAUUUAGAUGGUGCAAAUAAAAAAUCAACUGGAAAAAGUUCUAAAACAUCAACUAUGGUGGAUAUGAAACUCAACCAAAGUUUGAGUGAAUUCCGUACUAGAACUCGUAGCAUUGUUCGUAAUUCAUCUAGUCUUUCUUGCUUCGAGGAUUACAAUAGUUCUGCUGGUGUUUUGAUGACAAGUUUAACUUCUAAUAAGGAUUCUUUCAAUGGUUUAACGAUGAAAGAUUAUCGAGUAAUUAGAAAAAGACACAAAAGUGAGGAUCAAAAUCAGCCUUCUCCUGUUUCACCUUUAUCAAAUUCUAAUCCGUGUACUUGUGAACCAAUUAAAUGCCCAACAAAACCAUCUUACUUUAGAUCGUUCAGUUUUGGCAAUGAUGCAAAAAUCAUUCAAAAUAUAAGAGAAGGGACAAUUGAAGCAUUAAAAGAAAUGGAAAAAGGUUGUGAUCCAUUAAAUCAGAUUCUCACUAAAUCAUUAAAUGACGAUGGAACUGGAGAGAAAUCAUCAGGAGUCAUUUCUACUAACAUUGGCUCAUCUCUUACUGAUAAAUGUCGUCUUGCAACUUGCACAGAAUUGCCUGAAGAAGAUGUAGUUUGUAAUGGAAAUCAAUCAGGUAAUCAAACACCAGAUUCACAGGCAUCUCAACAAACGUCAUCUAAAUCAGGUUCAAGAGAUGGAACAGAGGAGGAAGAACAAGAAGAAUCUGGAAGUGAAAGUGAUAUGGAUAGUGAUGAAGAAACAGAAAAUCUAUUUUCUUUAAGUCCAAUCAAAGAUCAUAUCAUGAAUAUGAGCAUUUUCUCCCCUGAAGGACGAGUAGCUUCAACUUUGCGUUCUAGUUUUCGCCUCGCCACUCGCCUGGCUGUUGGCCCUACAUCAGCAUCUAAAUCUGUACCGCCCAUAACUCGCAGCUCCACAUUUCAUGCCAAUUCAUCUGGUGGUUUGGUCCGCCAAAAGCUCAGCAAUAAGUUCAACAGUUUGUUCAAAACAAAAAGUGAAGAUACUGAUCAGAUUGAUGCAAGUACUAAACCGUCUUUGGCUCGCUCAGCAACUCUACCAUCAUCAUCUCUUGAUGUUCUUCCUUCUAUUACUCCGAACAUUGAGAGUAAAGAGAAAGUUUCAUCGACAAAUAAUUUGUCCGAUGAAAAUGAUGACAAAUCUUACUUGAACAGUCUGAGUUCGCCUUGGACAGCUAAGUUAACCUCUUCUAAGCAUCUCGAACUUGUCAAUUCGACAAUCAAAUCCGCUGCCAGUACAAUGGCAAAUCGUUUUACAGGAAUUAAGAAUACUCUCGCUUCUUCAGCAACAAAUUCACCGUCCAAAGUAUUUAAAGAUAAUUCUUAUUCUUCUGGGGUCAGUGGUCCGGCCCUUUUACUUUCCCAAUUCGCUAGUCUAGUUGCCGAAAAGAUUCCCGCCAAUUUUGGUUACGAUGAUGAAGACAGUCAAAGUUUGCGAUCUCUCGAUUUCAAACGACUCAGUAUUGCCGAUAGUGCUGAUGAUCUUAGUGAAAGAUCAAGAGAAGGAAGUCUCGGAAGGAAUUUGGUUGGAUUCGGUUUCACUCAUCAAAAUACAAAUGUUUGUCCUCCUCUUUUUGAGACAAUCGAAAAGCAUUAUCAUGAGAAAUUGAUUCCAAGUGACAAUUCGCUUCCUGUUGUUGACAUAGAAAUUACUUCUUGUUGUCGGUGUUUAAGCUGCUCUGCUAUUCUUUAUGAUGAAGAAAUCAUGGAAUCAUGGUCAGCUGAUGAUUCUAAUUUGAACACCCAAUGCUGCUUUUGUAACUCUCGUUUCGUCCCUCUAUUAACUAUAACUUUAAAAUUUACAUCGAACUAUGAAAUGAUGGAACCCUCCACUGUCCCAUAUCUAAGUCCAACAGUAUUAAGAAAAGAGUUUGAAAAUGUUCUCGAAAGUGAAGGAGAUAAUUGCGUUCUCAAACCUCAAUUUGUUGAUGAUCAUCCAAUUAUUUAUUGGAAUCUUCUUUGGUAUUUCGAACGGAUCAAUUUACCAUCACAUAUCUCGGGACUUUGUCUUCAAUCGUCCUUGUUAAUGAGCAAAGAGCGAGACGAUUAUUGGAAUAGUCUAGAUUUUCGUAAUGUCAAAGUUCAUUGUAUUUGGGACAAUCCUAAGCUUCAUAAAGAAUUCGAGCAUCCAAUGUACGGACUUUGGCAAGAUACAAAUGCGGACCAUUCUUCAUUACUUCAUGCAUUAGUUACUGAUGAAAGGAAAAUCAGGAAAAGUCUGAUGAAUCAAAUAAUCAAAUCUUUACAGUGUAAUGACAUGAUUAGUGCUAUGAACGUCCUGGUCAAUGAGAGACUUAAAAAAGGCUCGAAUGGUAAUAUAAAGCACUUCAGCAUGUAUCGGGAUCUUCUUUAUUUAUCUUUCGUUGCUAUGGGCCGAGAGAAUAUCGAUCAAAAUCACUUUGACCGAGAGUAUCGCCGAGCUCAUGAGACAUUAAACUUAAAGAGACCGAACAUCUUGACAGAAGUAGACCGACCACCGUCUUUGAAAGCGAUCUUUUGUCGGCGUAUAUACAAAGAGCUUGAGCUAAAGAAAUUCGAAAAUGAUGGUCAGAAAGCAAAUCUCUCACCGAUCUCAGCUUAUCCUCCAAACUUGGGCCUAUCAUGAAAAACAACCGUAUCAAUGUGGCAUUGUAAAACUCAUCGAUUGUGACAGACAAAUAGAUCACCGUUCAAAUGCACAAUGAAUUCGCAGUCAAUACAAAUCAAAGAAAAUCAAAUAACUGCAUGAUGGAUUAAUAAUAAAUGAUUCAAUUGUCUUUUGAUUAUCACAAUCCUAUCCAUUCUCUCAGGAGUACUUGCAAUCAAAAUGAUCUAUUGUAAAAGUAAUUUUAUACAUAAGUUACAAGCACUUGAUUUUAUCAAAUGAAAAUUAUUUUAGUGUUUAA